AGCGGCAUAGGGAGCGAGCGAGCGAGCGAGAAGGAUGGGAGGGGGGAAGAUGUCGGCGGCGGCGGCGGCGGCGAGGUGGGCGGAGGGGUACCCGUGGAAGGAGAAGCUGGCAAAGUACAAGGGGGAGCUGAGCAAGGGGGUGUGGGGGUACUGGGAGCUGGGGGCGUGGAAGCCGCUGGGGAUCAGCGGCCGGCAGCGCGCGCGGCUGCGCAAGGAGGUGCUCCUCGCCGGCGAGGACUGGGCCUACGACCCGCCCCGCGGCGAGAUGCGCACCAAGCGCAAGGGCCACAAGGUCGACCGCAUCGCCGCCGAGAAGCGCGCCAACACCGUCGAGCUGAUGAAGAAGAUGCCGCAGAUGCUCCUCGACUACAAGAAACGCAGAUGGGAUAAGAAGAUGAAAGAGGAGGAGGCGGCGGCGGCAAAGGCCACUUAGGGGACUGGCCUGCUGGUGGGGACUCUACCGCUUGCUGCAGCAAUCGUGAAGGAACUCAUAAUAUAUUCUGCAUACCAUGAAACUAGUCUCCCUUUUUGUUUGAUGAUGAGGCCAAGCUGUUGAUCAGGGAUGCUGCUCCUCCUGAAUAAGGUCGAAGGGAGUGUAAUGUAGGAACCUCUUCAUAGGGUGAUUGGCUUGUGGUUUUUUUGCCUUGCUGGUUUCCGGCUCUCCUGACACCUAUGACAAUUUGUAGUGCAGAUUUUUUUUUAUUAUCCUAAAACAUUGGUCAUCACCUAAUCAAGAUUCUAGCUUGGCCCAACCUGCACUGAACUCCACCUGUUUGCUGGAACAGAUUAAUAAUGAGUGUGUGUGUUAAAUCA
Hordeum vulgare subsp. vulgare (domesticated barley) is the source of this 813-nucleotide messenger RNA. RefSeq lists its product as uncharacterized. NCBI's taxonomy places the organism in Eukaryota, Viridiplantae, Streptophyta, Magnoliopsida, Poales, Poaceae. The coding region runs from base 35 to 433 and encodes 132 amino acids. The transcript has 3 exons. The record is from RefSeq and is a predicted model, not a curated record.